Messenger RNA from Blepharisma stoltei, 3793 nucleotides. Lineage: Eukaryota; Ciliophora; Heterotrichea; Heterotrichida; Blepharismidae. The record is from the annotation of a GenBank genome assembly.
AUGUCAAUAAGAGCACAAGCACCAAUUGCAGCAGUUCCUGUGAUUCUCCAAAAUCGGUGUAUGCUUUUUGAUAGGAAGGCUUUAAUAUGUUAUAUUUCUUAAAAGAAUUUGGUCAAAAUUUUUUCCUUGUAAGGCAAUCGCUAUCAAAAUAUUUCCAGAAAAAUUGUACAAUAUCAAAAUGCUCCGAUUAAAUAUAGCAUAGCCUUCCAAAACAUAAAUAAAGUUCGCUACAAAUCAAAUGGUCGGCCAGCUGCUCCACGUUCAAGCUCACUCGACAAUCAAAGAAAAUUUUAUCCUCGAGUAAAUAAAUCAUUUACUUGCUAUCAAGACAUGCCCUUGACCUUGCACUCUAACAAAAAUCGCAGUUUCUCAACAGAAAGGCCUCGAAAUAUUUCACUCGGAGAAAUAAGCCCAAGCUAUAAGCUUUCAACUGUCAAAAACCUCCCAUCCACAAGUAAAUUAAUAAGUGGGCACCCUAGACCUAAAGAUUUAGAAGAAGCUCGGAAUAAGAAAGAAAGCCUCACAGCUCUGCUAGAAAGAGGAAAGUCUGAAAUGAAGCUGGGUCAAUAUUUAUCUGGGCUCAAAUUUUUCAAAAAAGCUGUUAAAGAAGAGCCAAGUAACCCUGAAGCGCUUUAUGAUAUAGCAAAUUGCUACAUUUGUUUAGGGGAGCAUAAAAAAGCGAUUCCUGAUUUAUUAUCUUUAAUAAUUAAAAUAUGGCGUUGCUCGAAUUUUCUGGUCUCCCAACAGAAAAUGCAUCUCUGACAUAUUUUAAUUAUGAGGUUUGAUUUUCUCUGAUAAAAUUAUCCCAACUAUGUUUGUGAAGUAAGAGCCGGUAGUUUUUCCUAACAAACUCCCGAUCUUAGGGAAUGGAAUUUACAAGAAGAAUAAAACUUACCCUAGGCUUAGGGUGACGAUAGGACCUAAACAAGUGCCUGAGCUCAAAGGAGAGUCAUCCAAUCCAAACUUCAAGACUGGUGUCCUCAUUGGUGUGAACAAAGUCCAAGGUGGCUACACCUUUGGUGGGCUUUGAGGAAAAUGGCGCAUAAUUUGCCCGAGAGCGGUGCUGGGGGUAGCUGUGGUCGAGAAACCUGUUAUUUGGACGCAAAACGUGUUAUAAAUAAUUAAGAUAAAAUAAGAUUUAUUAUCUUUAAGUCGAGAUUAUCCUUAUUACAAUAGGCAAGUCUAUACGGCGCUUGCAUUGUGCUUUGUUACAAUCAAUGAUAAUGUUACAGCAAUUAGACAGCUAAGCCGAGGAUUAAUAAAAUUCCCAAAGCACUCUGAAGCAUAUAUACUGAGGGGCCAGCUUUAUAAUAAACAAGAAAAAUAUGAUAAAGCAGUUAUGGACUUCUAUAAAGCAAUUUCACUAAAUCCAGCUGAAGGGAGUGCUUAUUUAGGAUUAUCAGAUGCACUUAUCGGGAUGAAUGAUAUACCAACCGCUAUAAAAAUACUCAGCCAAGCAGCCCAAUGUGAAGGAACUGAAGUGCAAGCUUAUCUUUCUAAGGGCAAGCUUAACUAUAAUCUGCAAAACUAUGAAAAUGCUAUUAAUGAUUUUGACUUAGCUAUCAAUGUACAAAAAGAAUGCGCAGAAGCUUAUUAUUAUAAAUCUUUAGUCCUUCUAAAUCAAGAUAAACUAAUAGAUGCUGCUUUAUGUCUAGAACAAGUCAUUAAGUUUGAUUCGCUUGAUAAAAAUUUUACAGGAGCUGCUAUAUAUAACUUAGGAAUAAUUCAUAUAAAGCAGCGAGAUUUCUAUGGAGCUUUCUAUACAUUUAAAAGGGCCACUGAUAUUAAUCUUGAGAUAAAAGAACAAAGGAUUUUAAAAGCUUAUGUUGAUGGUGUUUUAUGCUUAAUGAAGCGAAAAUUCAAAGAAGGUGUAGCGUUGCUAACGAGAAUUAUUAAAAAAAAGAAUCCGUUGCUGAAGGAAUAUUUUGGAAAUUGCUAUGCAUAUAGAGGAUAUGGAUAUGCUUCAUUAGAAAACCAUGAAAGGUCAGUAAGAGACUUUACAGCCUCAGGAAAAAUCCAAAAGCUUGAUAACGCAUCUGAGUAUAAUUUAAUGAUUUCCCAAGCAAUAAUAACUUUUGAAAAAGACGCAGAUUCAGCAUUAAAACUUUUUAAAGCUGCUAAUGAAAAAUUCCCUAAAAAUGUUGAGCCAUUUGCAUAUGAAGCAGCAGUUCUUUUGCAUGCUGCAAGGAGACAUAAGAAAAUUUUAUUAGCAGAUCAGGCUAAAGAUUUACUGACAAAAGCAAUAGAAUUUAGAGAAGCAGAGAGCGAUUUAUAUUUCUUCCGAGGGGUGACUUCUUAUUAUUUAGAUAAGCCUAUUGAAUCUAUUCAUGACUAUGAAGAAGCUAUAGAGAAGGCUGAUGAUAAUGUUCCAAUUCAUUUUAUUGCUCGAGGACUCUGCUAUAUCCAGCUGAAAUUAAUUCAAGAGGCCAUUCAAGAUUUCACAAUUGCUCUUCAGUUAGAUGAAAAUCUAGCUGAAGCAUACUACUAUCGUGGACGCUGCGCAUUCUUGACUGGAGACACCACUCUUGCUUUUCUUGAUUUUCAAAAACUUAUUCUUGCUAAGCCUAAAGAUCCUUUAGUUCACGUGUAUGCAGGAAACUUGCUGAUGCUCACAGGAUCAGUCGAUGACGCUGCUAAAGCCUAUUCAAAUUCCUGCUCAAUAGAACCCACAAAGACAGCUCAUUAUCAAAAAGCUAAAUGCUUUUUAAUGCUAGGCAGCAUAACUGAAGCUAUUGAAGAGCUUGAAAAAGCUCAAAAAAUAGAAGUCAGGCUAGAGGUCAGCUUUGAUUUAGAAAUUUUGAAUGUAAUUAAAGAAGCUUAUAAUAAAGAUGACUUAGAAAGCUCAUUAAAAAAAUCAAUAAGCAGGCUAAGUAAAGCUUUACAAUUGCAUACGGAAGGCGAAGUUUGCUCACUUAAACACUUGCAUAAUUAUAAAGGAAUUUUCUUUUUCUUUUUAGGAGAAUUUCAAAAGUCACAAGCAGAAUUUAAGCAAGCUUUUGGAGAGAAUGAAAAAGUGAUAAAUGAUGAGGAAGAAGAUAUGAAGAUUUCCUCAGAAAUUUUGCUGGAAAAUUCUGAAAUAAUUUAUAAUUUAGCGCUUUGCUAUAUAAUGGAGGAGUAUUAUGAAGCUGGGUUUAUACACUUAAACGAGCUACUAAAAUUCACUGAAGGGCCGAAUAAAGGCAAAGUUUUGUUGCUGAUGGGGAUAUUGCAGCUAGCUUUAGAGCAAAGUGAGCAUGCUCGACAGUUGAUGCUGGAAGGCUACAAAUAUGACCAAGAUCUAGUAUCAGCCUAUCUAGAAGAAAAGCCGGACAUAAAGAUCUUGCCUUUUCAAUCAGAUUCAGAAUAUGCUUCUAAAUUUUCAAUGGCAAAAAUUUCUAUUGGGGAGUGCCACCCAGUCCUAGUGAGGCCUUCUUUUUCGCUACCGAAACCUUUGCUUCCCUCAAUGGAAUUUCAAACUGAAGAUUUCAUUUUUAGCCAUUUUACUGUAAAAUCAGUCAAAUGUAAACCUGAAGCUCCUUGACUAAAUAGGGUUAAAGGAGCUAUACAGUUUACGGAAAAAGUGCAGGAUAUUAUAAGCGAAACUGUUUCUGAGUCUGAAGAAGAGUCAGUUCCUACACAAAUUUCAAGCGUUUUUGAUAAUAAUUAUGACAAACGAGCUUAUAAAUCUGUUGGAUAUUUACCAAGUCAUUUUGAAUCUGAAUUGGAAAUUAGAGCAGAAGAUACAGCCAAUUUAUUUGAAGCUUAUAUAAAUAAACAAAUAAAUAUAAGCGAUAUGGGAAAAAAAGCAGGAUAA